AGUUCCACAUUCACUACAAUCACAUAUUGAUAACUGCAUUGAGACAUGUCUCCAAAACAACUAUGUUUAAUUCGUCACGCCCAGGGCUAUCACAAUCUCAACCUGGAAGGCCACAACAUCCACGAUCCUACGUUAACUACAGAAGGCGAACGACAAUGCAAAAAACUGGCCUCACAGCUCGUGGACAUGGACAAAAUCGACUGCAUCGUCGCCUCCCCACUAAAACGCACUUUAGACACCGCAUUAGUUACUUUCCGCUCGUUACUCGAUUCUAAACCUGAUUUACGCAUCAUUGCAUUGCCGGAGUUACAGGAAACUGCCAACAUGCCCUGUGACACUGGCUCGUCGGUUGCGGAACUACGGCGAGAAUUUCCUAAGGAGCCGUUAGACCUGUCGCUCGUAGGGGAGUCCUGGACGGACAAAAGUUCUGGCCCGUUUUCGCCACGCAGCAAGGAUGUUGCUGAGCGGUGUCGCAAGGCUCGUUGCUUUCUAAGACAGCUAGAUGCAGAGAAUGUGGCUGUUGUUGCGCAUGGUGCCGUACUGCACUAUUUAACGGAUGACUGGCAGGGGGCCACGUCGGGAGUUGGGACGGGAUGGGCUAAUGCAGAAUCUCGUGUGUAUCAGUUUGACGAGUCUUCAGAGCAGAGUGUGGCUGGUGCAAUGCUCGUCGAGACUGAUGACUCGAGAGCGGCGAGGACACUGACUGAACAUCGACUUCCGCCGGCUGCGCAGGCGGCGCUGAAGAAAGAGGCGGAGAAGAUGUGGGUGACGCAGGGGUUCAUUACCCUUGAUAAUGGGGUGAAAGAGGGAGAGAGUGAUUCGUGAGAGAGUUCGACUUCGAUCGGUAUUGAAGAAAUUGGCAUUUCGGGCGUACAUGCUAAUGUGCACAGUUACAGUGAGAUACAUUUACCGAUAUACCAAACGACGGAAAUUUAGAUCGUAGAUUUUGUGUAUGAGCUAUUUGAGCUCUCGCGCCGCAGUUUUCAUGUCAGAGUUAGCUAGGGAACGGAAUGUUAUAGGGUAAGGGAGUUAUCGGGCUGUUCACUCGUCCAAGCAGGGAAUCUUCAAUAAAUUAGAGACGUGGGAUAGAUCGGGAGUGAGUUUGUUACGCGUUUGUUUUAUCUUGUUCAAAGCGUUAGAUGGCAGGUGUUGGAUAGACCUUGAAUUUUAGAAAGCGC
This is a messenger RNA of Dothidotthia symphoricarpi CBS 119687, 1178 nucleotides long. RefSeq names its product phosphoglycerate mutase-like protein. The transcript has 2 exons. The coding region runs from base 46 to 825 and encodes 259 amino acids. Lineage: Eukaryota; Fungi; Ascomycota; Dothideomycetes; Pleosporales; Dothidotthiaceae. The record is from RefSeq and is a predicted model, not a curated record. Gene Ontology annotation, cellular component: cytoplasm. Gene Ontology annotation, molecular function: phosphatase activity.